GAAAAAUACGACAAGCUCAGACAAGUGGGCAAGGGUCAAUUUGGUGCCGUCUUCAAGGCCAAACACAAGGAGACUGGUGUCAUCUACGCCCUGAAAAAGGUCAUUAUGAAGGGCGAAACGGAAGGGUUUCCAUUGACGGCCCUGCGUGAGAUCUCACUCAUGAGCCGACUCGACCAUCCCAACGUGCUGAAAUUGCACGAAGUCGUUCACAGCCAAGGUCUGGGUGACAUUUACCUGGUGUUUGAUUUUAUGGACUACGAUUUGGCCGGUCUUUUGAACAAGGGCGUCGAGUUUACCGUUCCUGAAGUCAAAGGCAUGUGCCUCGACCUGUUCAAAGGCCUAAACUACCUAGCUUUAAACCGAGUGAUGCAUCGCGACUUGAAAGUGGCUAACCUCUUGCUCAACCGCGAGGGAGUGCUCAAAAUUGCCGAUUUUGGCCUAGCGCGGUACAUGAAGGAAGGCAAGGCUGCGGCGAGCUACACUGGCGUCGUGUGCACGCGAUGGUACCGAGCCCCUGAGCUGUUGCUGGGUCAGCGGCAAUAUGAUCCCGCGAUUGACAUGUGGAGCGCCGGUUGCAUUGUGGCAGAGCUCAUCACAGGCUCGCCUAUAUUGCAAGGC
Molecule: messenger RNA, 618 nt
Organism: Monosiga brevicollis MX1
Lineage: Eukaryota; Choanoflagellata; Craspedida; Salpingoecidae
Exons: 7
Biological process (GO): protein phosphorylation
Cellular component (GO): nucleus
Molecular function (GO): ATP binding; cyclin-dependent protein serine/threonine kinase activity
Source: RefSeq, a predicted model, not a curated record